Molecule: messenger RNA, 4273 nt
Organism: Acromyrmex echinatior (Panamanian leafcutter ant)
Lineage: Eukaryota; Metazoa; Arthropoda; Insecta; Hymenoptera; Formicidae
Product: G protein-coupled receptor Mth2
Biological process (GO): cell surface receptor signaling pathway; G protein-coupled receptor signaling pathway
Cellular component (GO): membrane
Molecular function (GO): G protein-coupled receptor activity
Source: RefSeq, a predicted model, not a curated record
UUUCCUCUUGUAAUUAUUCUAACAAAUUAUAUGCUGACAAAUUAUCGUCGAUAUUACUUGACAAGUAAAUGGUGGUUGAAUUAAGAGUUUUUGGUCAAAGAGUCACCCUCAAUCACCCAAGUGAUGAGUCUUUCUUAGAAUGGGGUUACGCCAUUAUUUAGCGAAUUGACCAGAUUGAACAAAUAUCUGUCUUCAACGAUCGAUAACGCCUCCCCCCCUCCCCCGCGAAAUACUUUUCGUAUAUAUCACGUUCAUACGUAUAUACGUAUGAGCUUAGCCAUCGGCACGUUCGUCGGAGUGCGUGCAUCACUCUUUCUCUUUCUCUGCCUUCCUCGAUAAAGGCACCAGCGGAUCGAGGUGUCCGGCCAGUCAGUUCUCAGACUCUGAUCGGUGAACCGCGUUUGGCGUAGAUCUUGCCGAUCGGGCACGUUGUCGAUCUCUGAUUACUGCAGCUAUCGAAAGAAUCUCGCUUAAUGUGAAAACAAAAAUAAUCUUGAGGAAAUACACAAGAAAAUCGAUUGGAUAAGUGAGAGAUCUUGUGGAAAAAUCGAUAUCAAAUGCCAAGACUUCUUAUCACACUUCGACUGAGGAAAAUGGUACUUUUUAAAGAUUGAAACGAUUAAAUACAAGCGAGCGUGUGUAUAUGUGUGUGCAUGUGCGUGCAUAGAUUCUUCUAAUAAAUAAUCAAUUAACUACUGUACUCGGUGUUCAAUAAUUCAUUAAUUCAUAAAAAACAAUUGAUCGCGCACUGUACGAUAACGAAGAUCUACGGAUUUCCGAUACGGUCUCACGUGUUUCGGACUACAGGAUCUGAUAGGAAUUUCCGGAUGACUUAAUGCUUUCACGGACAUCGAAUGUGAUUGAUGACACGUGCAUUCGUGCGAAGACAUCAUUGAAAAAAUCGGUGCGAUGGUGAGAGUGCAAGAUAAUGAUAUAAUAGGUGAUCGGAGAAACAACCGAUAAUACAUCGCUAGUGUCAAUUCUAUAAUUCUUAAGAGCUUCGGAUUUAUCUGACUAACUUCGCAAAAAUCCUCCGGCUAAUCAAACAUAAGAGGAGACAAGAGAGAAAUAGAGAAAAAGCCGACUGAAAUCCUCAAUUAAAACCGGCAUCGAUCAUCAAGCAAAUAACUCCCGCAUUACAUAGAAGACUUAUCGGCGAGUGCAACCAGGGUGUGACAAGAUAAAUGCGCACGAUCUAAUAUGAUAUCGAGUGACGAAAGAGGAGCGGAAGAACCUGUCUCGCCUAAAUGUCGCCGCGAGAAGUACUGCACGUCGUAAUUAUAGGUGCAUCCGGAGCAAGGUCGAGUUACCAUUUCCAUUUUCAAAGCCCAGUAACUGAUAAAUUCAAAGUUCGAUUAUGCUCAAUGCAAAGUGCUUGACGAGCAUUGAUUUAAAGGUUGACACGAUAUAAAUUUCGAGUACGUUCUCGAUAAUCGACACUCGAUAGACUUUGAUAAGGUGCAACUACCGUCCAGGAUGGGACUCAUUUGUAUCUACGUCUUUUUCGCGUAUUUAUUGACACCAAUUGCGUGCACGAGUGACGCGAUACCCAUCAUAUAUCCUAUCCCAUUGCAAAAUGAGACCACAAUGCCGGAGGAAUACAGACGCUUACCGUUGGUGGGAAAAUGUUGCUCCAUAGACGAAGUCCUCAUAAAAGAUACGCACGGGAAUGCCGUUUGUGUUUCUUCGAAUGACUCGUCGACGUAUUUUUCGCCUCUCUUCAGCGACUUCAAUCAUACCGGCGCGCUGGUGCCCGGUGAUGAAUAUAAGACAUUCACCGCUCUCGUGGGAAAUCCCUGCAAUCAGAGGUACAUGCUACAACCGAAGGAGAACGAUGAGAAUGAUGAGUAUUAUUUAUUGGUGAAUGGUUCCAUUUUCGCGCCGCGACUCGAUCAUGUACCGAUUAUGUUGAUGCCCGGUAAGAAUUAUUGCAUGGAGAUUGUGCCCGAGCUGGGACUUCGAGCAUUUGUCUGUUUUCAAGAUGUUCCACCGCCGACCACGGAUGCACGAGUCAUUAUUUAUGCCUGCGGGCUUCUGAUCUCGGUUCCUUUUCUGAUACUUACCAUUGUGGCAUACACGAUAACGCCAAGGUUGAGGGACGUCCACGGGAAAGCCCUUUGCCUCUAUUGUGGCUGCUUAGCGCUGGCCUUUACCACUUUAGCCAUUACGCAACUCGCAAGCGGACAAUUAUCGCCUCAAGCCUGCGUUAGUAUAGCAUUCGUCAUCCAAUUCUCGUUCGUGGCCUGCUUCUUCUGGCUGAACGUGAUGUGCAUCGAAACAUGGGCAUUGGUACAUCACCAUGUGAACCAGCGCUCGUACAGGAGAAUCCAGCCUAAAACGCUGUUCUUCUACUACUCGAUAUGGGCCUGGGGCUUCCCAGCGGGCCUCAUUCUCAUCUCGAUGUUGAUGGAUCUCAGUCCUACAAUACCCAUGACCUACGUUAAGCCCGCUUUUGGUAGCGAGAGCUGCUGGUUCAAAUCCGAUACGGAAGCCCUGCCGUAUUUCUACGUACCAGUCGGUAUCCUUCUGUUAAUGAACAUGAUCCUCUUCAUAAUCACUGCCAUCAAGAUCAGCCGGUACCAGCAAGUGCUCGCGCUGAGACGCUUGGCGAGGAAUCACCAUUGCGAUCGGGAGGAUCAAAGACUCUUCCGCAGACUCAAGCGGGUCUUCAUCGUUUGCCUUGUACUCUUCUUUUUAAUGGGUCUCAAUUGGAUGAUGGAAUUAAUUUCUUGGGGAGUUGGCGGUGAUCCUUUCGACUGGACGGCGUUCGAUUUGGUGAACGCACUUCAGGGUGUCCUCGUCUUCGGUCUGUUCGUUCUGAGAAGGCCUAUCAGAGACUUUGUUUGGCAUAGAAUACAGAAGAUACGGGGAAUAAACACCACGGAACUAAACGUCGGAAGCAUGGACCUGGCGCUAUUACCCGUAAUAAACGGCGAUAUCCCAGAGAGAUCGUAUAAUUCUUAGAAAAGUUCUUAGAAAAAGACUGAUCUUUUUCUAAGCGUGACAAGAUGAUGCAUUUAAUGCAGGCCGAAGUGAUAUCGGCUGUAAAUUUAAUGCGAUCGAUAAACCGAUAAACCAAUGGACCGACAAAAGAUAGGAGCCGGGAUGUAGUCUCACGUCAAUGAGAUGAAAGUUAUUUUAAUUUCGCUGUGUGCAAUAGCAAAACGGAGCGAUCUUCUCGAACGGUGACGCUCAUGAAGAGAUAUAAAAUAUCUUAUUGGUGUGAUUUCGUUGUAAAUCACUCGAGAAACUCACUCAAGUUAACUAGCCUGCGAAAUCCGAUGCAAGGAACUUUCGCCUAAAGGAGAUUAUUUAUAAAUAUUUAAUUAAAUCACAAUUUUUAUAAGUAAUAGUUUCUAGUCUUUUUUUUGCAAUAAUCUAAUUGUAAAUAUCAAUGCGCAUGUCGAGGCGUUUUAAUUUCGAGUAAAAUGCAUCGACAGAGGAAACAUACGACGUGACUUUGCGCGCGUUGAAUUACAAGUAUUUCGCGACGUUAUGUGAAAAUCUUUUUCUGCAAGGUAACAUGUUACGUAAAAUACAUUAUCCACCUCCGCAAAAUAUAGUACAUAUUGCGAUGUUAUUGUGCUAAUUAUACAACUGUGGAAACAAACAACGGAUGGACCUCGCUCAAGGAUCUCAAAUGAUAAGAAUGUAAUCUGCACAAUUAAAUAUGUGUGAGAACCGGCUGUAAUCCUAAAUUGAUGUUCAUUAAGUGCGGCUAAAUGAUUACAUCGCAUUAUUAAUCAUAGUAUUAAGGUAAUAUUAACGAUAAUACUUGUAGUUCUUCAAUUCACGCCGCAAGUCGAUGUUCACAUCGAUAAUGUUAUACCAUACCUUGUGUACUUAUACAUUGUUUAUUGUUGAACGGAACAACAAUGCGAUAUAAUAAUAUUAUUGUGCAAAGCCUUCAUUUCAUGAAUCCGGUAUGACACGUUAUGUUAAUACAUUACAAAUAAAUUAAGUCUAAACAAAAGCGCAACAUAGUGAAUAGAAUAUGUCAAACGUGUUUAUACAGCAAUUAUAAAUUCAUCGAAAAUACGUCAAUAUCGCAUAACGCAGUAUAUUCGGAGAGAGGGAGGCGGGAGGGGGGAGAGAAAGAAGUUGGAGGUGGAAAAACAAGUUUUGCAUAAUAUUGUUAUCGAAUCGUAUUGUUGUUCCAUAUGUAGCUAGCACAUUAUUUAUUGUCCUACUAGACAUUAUAAUUUAUUGAAGAAAUUGUGCAUAGAAUAAAACGACGAGGCAAAUCAGUCAAAAUAAAUAACAAAUAUUAAUA